This is a messenger RNA of Oppiella nova, 742 nucleotides long. The record is from the annotation of a GenBank genome assembly. NCBI's taxonomy places the organism in Eukaryota, Metazoa, Arthropoda, Arachnida, Sarcoptiformes, Oppiidae.
CAAUCACUCAAUCACUCAUCAAUUGUCUUCAAAUAGUCAUUGAAUUGAUUACUAAACCAAAUAAUUACUUCAAACUAAACUAAACUUUUAGAAAAUGUUUAGAAUUACAAUUAUUGCUGUUUUCUUGACUUUUGCCUACUGUUGGCCCAUAGACGAGGAAAUGGAGGGCACUACCCGACCCCCGAUACAGCCGGUGAGCUGUAAGGGUCACGACCCGGAUAAGAUGUUCAGAGACCCCCUGAAUCCCCACAUUUUCCACCAGUGCUCUCGUGGCAAAUGGAUCGCCGGCUUCUGGUGUCCGGGAAAUCUAGUCUUCGACGAGAAGGAGCAGACCUGCGAUAGAGAUCCCGACGUCCCGGUAGUCAAGUGCCCAAAACCUGAUGGUCUCUUUGAGAUGCCGGGCAAUCCUCACAAGUUUAUCGACUGUCAGGGAGGCAUAGGCUAUGUCAUCACCUGUCCUGAAGACCUAGUCUUUAGUGAACUCAACCAGACCUGUGUGUACAACGAUCACGGACUCACUUGGCCUACCGAUCCCACCAUUGCUCCCACUAAACCCACAGCUAGUCCUACUGCUGUCCUACUGCUGGUCCUACUUCUGGCCCGACAUCUGGGCCAACGGCUAGACCUACCGCCGCAUCAACAGCUGGUUCAACGGCUAGACCUACCGCCGGAUCAACAGCUGGUUCAACGGCCAGACCUACUGUCCGACCAACUACUGGCCCUACAGUGGCCCCUUCAGUAG